AUGGCUCCCUCCGAUCGUCUUAACCAGGUCAAUGAGCACCUCAACUACCCAGCCGGUCUGCUAGCAGGCCAAGUAGCCAUCAUCACCGGCGCAGGCCAAGGCAUCGGCGCCGAAGCAGCACGACUAUUCGCAAAUGAAGGCGCGAAGGUCGUAAUCGCUGAUAUCGAUGCCAAAAAGGCCAACGCCGUCGCCGACGCGAUCAACUCCGCAAAAGCCGGGCGCGCCCUCGCCGUCGUCGGCGACGUCCUCGACAGCAACUAUAUAACCGAACUAGUAAAGCAAACCGCCGAGUUCGGAAAUGGCAAAAUUCACAUCAUCGUGAACAACGCCGGGUUCACCUGGGAUGGUGUUAUUCACAAGAUGACAGAUAAGCAAUGGGAAACCAUGCUAGCAGUACACAACACGGCUCCAUUCCAACUCGUGCGCGCCGCAGCACCCUACUUCCGCGUGAAAGACAACGAGCCGCGGGUAGUGAUCAACAUCAGCAGCACAAGCGGCAUCCACGGUAAUGCAGGCCAGGCCAAUUAUGCAGUUGCGAAAGCCGGCGUCGUCGGCCUGACCCGCACUAUCGCCAAAGAAUGGGGUCCAGCUUUCGGCGUGCGGUCGAAUACUAUUGCAUUUGGAUUUGUGACGACGCGUCUUACGGCUGCCAAGGAAGAAGGCGCUUUCAUUACCACGCCCGAUGGAACGAAGGUUGCCCUGGGGAUUCCGGGAAAGCAGCUUGCGACUAAGACGGGUUCUGCUGAGAAGAAGGAAGCCGUUGCUUAUCCUGAUAUUCCGCUUGGUAGACCUGCGACGCCUGAGGAGGCUGCGAGGGCGGUGUUGGGUGUUGCGUCGCCGUGGUUCUCUUAUGUUAAUGGGGAGACGAUUCGAGUUACUGGUGGGCGGAAUAUGUAG
Penicillium concentricum is the source of this 897-nucleotide messenger RNA. Its product is annotated as SDR family NAD(P)-dependent oxidoreductase. Gene Ontology annotation, molecular function: oxidoreductase activity, acting on the CH-OH group of donors, NAD or NADP as acceptor. The transcript is spliced from 4 exons. The record is from RefSeq and is a predicted model, not a curated record. Bases 1 to 897 code for a protein of 298 amino acids. NCBI's taxonomy places the organism in Eukaryota, Fungi, Ascomycota, Eurotiomycetes, Eurotiales, Aspergillaceae.